Colletotrichum aenigma is the source of this 909-nucleotide messenger RNA. RefSeq lists its product as uncharacterized. Bases 1 to 909 code for a protein of 302 amino acids. The record is from RefSeq and is a predicted model, not a curated record. NCBI's taxonomy places the organism in Eukaryota, Fungi, Ascomycota, Sordariomycetes, Glomerellales, Glomerellaceae. The transcript is spliced from 4 exons.
AUGGUCGACCUCGAUGAAGCAAUCCCUGCGCUCAAUCAGCGACCGGCAGCGCUAGCCAUUAUUAUUGUUUUUCUGAUCCUCGCCUAUGUUUGUGGCACUGGGCGGCUGUACAUCCGUUUUUUCGUCGUUCGCCGCCCCGGCUGGGACGAUGCAUUGCUCAUUAUGGUCUUGACCUUUUACAUUUGCAACGCUGCGUAUUGCAUGGCGACAACCUUCAUCAAGCUGGCUCUAUUAUGUCAGUAUCUCACAAUGUUUGACCAUGGUUCACUAUCAUAUCGAAUCAGCAUGGUAAUGCUCAUCAUCACAGCGAUGUGGGGCACUGCAUACUCCGUCAUCGCUUGGUUUCCAUGCAAUCCCGUUUCGGCACAGUGGGAACUGACAAAACCGGCCACGGGCCGAUGGGGAUUCGGGUCGGACGACUUAGGUGUCUACAAAAGAACAUACAUCAGCCAUGUAGCGACUAACAUGAUUCUCGACAUGGUAGUGUGUGGGUUGCCACUACCAUUCGCGUGGGGAAACGGCAUUCGGAAAAGGUCUGUCUAUGGAGUUGUCUCACUUUUCAUUCUAGGUGAUAUUGUUGUUGCUAUUGGGGUCAGUCGUCUCGUGUCAAUCCAGAACACAGAGGCCGGAACCUACCCGCGGGUGGAUCCGUCUUGGUACGCCUGUGUCCCUGCUGUGCUAGCAACAGUUGAGGUUAACCUGGCUACGGUUUGUGCGUCCAUACCUAUCGUCUGGCCAGUUACACAACGGGCCCUCAGCCGAAUAUGGGUCACGAGAGAGGUUGAAAUUACCUCCGAACCGGGCGACUACCCUCUCACUGCCGGGGUUAAGCCUUACGACAGUUACUACAUACAAAAGACCUCAGCCUGGUCUAUCACCAGCCAGCAGCAUAACGGAAAAGGGAUGUAA